This is a messenger RNA of Thyridium curvatum, 1605 nucleotides long. RefSeq lists its product as uncharacterized. The record is from RefSeq and is a predicted model, not a curated record. NCBI's taxonomy places the organism in Eukaryota, Fungi, Ascomycota, Sordariomycetes, Thyridiales, Thyridiaceae. The transcript is spliced from 2 exons. Gene Ontology annotation, molecular function: carbohydrate:proton symporter activity. Gene Ontology annotation, biological process: carbohydrate transport; transmembrane transport. Bases 1 to 1605 code for a protein of 534 amino acids. Gene Ontology annotation, cellular component: membrane.
AUGAUUCCGAGAUACGUUCUUGCCUCGACCCUCGUCUCAGGAGGGGGCUUCCUCAAUGGAUACGAUACUGGGUCAAUCGGAGGCCUUACGACCAUGCCACAGUUCAAACACUCGGUUGGGCCCAUGACUCCAUUCAUACUGGGCUUCACCGUAUCCCUCGUCAUGCUUGCUGGAGGCCCGCCUUCGGUCUUCGCCGGCCAGCUUGCCGACCGCUACGGCCGGCUCAAGGUUAUCGCCCUCGGUGCCGUUUUGUUCCUUGCCGGAGCCAUGCUGCAGGGAACUGCGGCUUCCCUCACCCAGUUUCUUGUGGGCAGAAUGUUGAGCGGCGUAGGCGAAGGCGUGUACUUGGGUAACAUGAGUGUCUAUAUUUGUGAGAUAGCCCCGUUGAAGCAGCGUGGGAUGCUCGUGGGCAUGCCGCAAUUUCUGGCAACAGCCGGGGUCUGCGCAGGGUACUUUACUUGCUACAAGACCGUCGAAAUUGGCUCGAGUAUGGCGUGGCGGCUUCCCUAUGUGGUUCAAGGAGCGGGUGCAGCACUUCUCGCUCUGAGUUGUCUGCUGCUUCCUGAGUCGCCACGCUGGUUGAUGCUGCAUGGCCAGCGGCCAGAAGCGACCCGCGCGUUGCAGCGACUGGACUUUUCUCUGGCAGAGGCGGAGCGAGACUUCAUGGCCAGUCCUGAGCAGAGUCUCAGCCUCUCGCCCUGGCAGAGUUUUCUGCUGCUUUUCAAACGAGGCUAUCGCGGCAGAACAGUGCUGGCGCUGUUCGUGUUGGGAAUGGUCCAGCUCUCAGGCAUUGAUGCAGUGAUCUAUGUGGGUACCGAAGUACACGUCUCGUGCCCUGGUCAGCAUGUUGACGCUGCUUGUUUGCAGUACGCUCCUGUGCUCUUCGCUCAAGCAGGACUGCCAUCGGAUACCGCUUCCUUCCUGGCCUCCGGACUGUCUGCAGUUCUGAUGCUCGCCAUCUCCAUUCCCGCCUUCCUGUUUGCCGACAAGUGGGGGAGACGCACGUCAGCCAUUACUGGCGGCGUUGGCCUGGCCGGGUGCAUGCUGCUGAUGGGUACCUUGUACGCCACAGGGAUUGUCCAUAUGUACGCGGCCGCCAAAUGGGCCGUCAUUGUGACCGUUUUCGUUUUUGGGCUGAUUUACUGCUCGACUUGGAACAUCUUUGGCAAGAUUUACGCGAGCGAGAUACAGCCUUCGCACACUCGUGCCGCAGCGAACUGUGUUGCCAUGGGACUGAGUUUUUUUGCCAACUGGCUCGUAGCCAUACUCACACCGAUUCUUCUCGACAAGUCCGCGUUUGGUGCCUAUUUCUUGUUUGGCGGGCUGACUCUAGGCACACUUGUGGUCCUUGCGGCGUGCAUGCCGGAAACCCGGGGACGUUCUCUUGAGGACAUUCAGCAGGCAUUCCACCAGCCUAGGUUGAUUACAUUUCCCAGUCGCAUCAAGAAGUUCGCCAUGCGACGGAGAAGGGCAGCACCCACUGUUCACGACAGAUCUCCAGCGACCUCCGUGGAACUGGAUCGCCAAAGCUCCUCUGCAGAGCAACAUGGCAGCACCGUCAAUGAGAUGUCCCCAGGUGUUUUAGUUGGAGUCCCGCCCCUGUAG